Messenger RNA from Chlamydomonas reinhardtii, 1798 nucleotides. RefSeq lists its product as uncharacterized. NCBI's taxonomy places the organism in Eukaryota, Viridiplantae, Chlorophyta, Chlorophyceae, Chlamydomonadales, Chlamydomonadaceae. Bases 330 to 854 code for a protein of 174 amino acids. The record is from RefSeq and is a predicted model, not a curated record. The transcript is spliced from 5 exons.
GAUUUGUGCUGUGCCGUGCCUCAGCCAUAAACAUGACCACAGAGUCAUCAAACUACGCCGCCGAAUCAGGGCCCAGCAGGGCCAUCCGAGCGACCCCUGCCAGCAAUCACGGAGUGGCCGACGCACGCGGCGGCGAUGCGGUAGUGGUCAAUGGCGUUUUGGCACCCCCAACCAACCCUAGCAUGAUCAACAGCUGUCACCAAUCCGCAUAUACAUAGUAGCCCAGGCCCGGGCCGUGCUGUCCAGCCGCUCAGGCCGGCGCGACUCGAGCGAGGGGCGGCGACGGAGCGGGGCCGUCAAACGUUCCUCAGAGACAUGCGCGGGGUGCAAUGGCCAGUCCGCUAGGAGAGCAGGCAGUGCAGAACAUCCAGGCGCUACUGGACCGCGACUAUAGGCAGGAGGAGAUGGAGGGAGCGGAUCCCGCAAGGGCACAGCCCGCCGUGGUGGAGUUGGGGCAGCCGGCCGCAGCCGGGCCGAUGACGCAACCCGGCGCAGCAGCGUUGGAGCCCCCUGUCGCUGGAGGCACAAAGCCUGGAGCAGCACGGCCAGGGGGGCCGCUCGCAGCGGGCCAGGGUGGCGGUGUGGUGGCCGCGGCGGCGCAGCCAGGGGUGGAGGCGGCGCAGCAGCCGUCUGUGGAGGGGUGCCAGGGCGGCGUCUCAGCUGAUGACGUGUCGGAGGGCCCGGCGUCCGUGCUGGCGCGCCUGCAGCAGCAGGACUCACACGCGUCAGACACAUCAGACGCGGCGAAACCGCUGGCAGCCGGGAUGGAGGUGGAGCAGGUGGGAGGCGGCGAGGCGGUUGCAGAGGUGGCGCCGGGUGCAGAGGAGGCGCCGGGUACGGAGGGCACUGUUUGAGGGUGGUGCCGACGGUGCAUGAGCAGCGCCUGGAUGGAUGGAUGGGCGGAAGCCGCUGCCAUCCCGCCUGCGAAUGCGGUUGAUGCGGUUCAAUGGGCCACUGCUCCCCAGUAGUCCCCGCGCAUCAGACGCAGCAGUAAAGGGACGGGGUGUGCGCGGACGAGGUUGAGGAGGACCGCGUCCUGCCCGUGCUAGCUAGCAGCGUCGGACGGAAAUCUCAGGGCUUGCAACUUCGGGGAGCGGCCAGAAGCGGGCCCCGAUGUAGGCCCUCGGGCGAGAAAGAUUGGGCGAUCUCGGGGGUGCAUUCUCGCCUCAUGGGGCUGCGUACGGUCCCCGAAUCUCGCCAACUACCCGUUUCUGGGGGGUUUUGGGGGGUGGAGCCCCCCCCUAACGCUAUAAACAAGGCACUCGUGGGCCCCCGGAUGCCGUGGGCGAGAACGUGGGUAGGGCCCUUCUCGCCUGCGGCGGCGGCCCACCUACCCCUGGAAGAUGCAAGCCUGAACGGAAUGGUUUUGAGUUCUGACACAGUUGGAGGAUCAGCUGUGUGCACAUUAUUGCUAGCCGGUGAAGCGCGUGUGGAUGCGUCAUGAGGUGCCCAGCUGCGCAAGCUCUGGUCCGCUGAACGGCUGGCAAAAAGCAAUUUGUGCGUGUGUGGCCAGACAGAAAGCGCAGUGAACUUUGGGAUUGAGAAAGUGAGUUGCGAUUUAGCGGAGAUGUGUCGGCGUGUGUGGUCUCCCACGCCUGCAGAGGUUGAGGGUUGGUAGUGUUCCGUGUUGGAAGUAUGGAAGACAGGUACACGAAGCAUUAGCCGCAAGUACACCUGCGUGGCAGUGGGGGUGCGGAGGCUUAUCACCAAUUCACCAUACGGUAGCACUACCGGGUGUUGAGCAGACGAAGCAUACUUGCCAACCGUCCCCGGGUUGCAUGACAAAUUUCGAGUGGAC